UAUGGAUUGAUGAGAAAAAAAAUAUAUAUACAUGUGUUGAACCAACGGUCGUAGGUCUCUAUUUUAGUUUUAUCUAGGAACGAGCGAAAAAAAUAUAAAAAAAAAGCUCUGAUGCAGAUCGAAUAUACCAAGUUCUAGGUGGUUGAUGCGCAAGCUCUAGAGUCAACUUGCGCGUUUAUCAUCUCAGAGCUUUGCAACAAAAAUUUCCCUCCAGUUGCCUCCAGUUGUGACUCAAAGUGCGUCCAGUGAACUUAUUGGAAUUUAAAUAACAACAUUAAUUAUUUAUUUUAAAAAUAAAUAAAUAAAUAAAUAUAAAAAAAGCAUUAGCAAAUAAAUAAAAUAAUAAAUCAUGAGUCAAAAAGAAUCAACAGAAGAAAUGCCAUCAGUCGUUGAAUUAAAUGUGGGUGGAGUCUUUUAUACAACAUCAUUAUCAACAUUAACAAAAGACCAGGAAUCACAUUUGUCUAAAAUAUUUAAUGGUAAAACAACAAUUGAAAAAGAUGCAAAGGGUAAAUUUUUUUUAGAUCGUGAUGGAGUAUUAUUUCGUUAUGUACUUGAUUAUUUACGUGACAAUGCAAUAACAUUACCAGAAGGUUUUCGUGAACGUGAACGUUUACGUCGUGAGGCAAUAUUUUAUGGUUUAUCUGGUUUGGAUAAAGCAAUAUUAGAAUUUGGUAAUGAUACCAAUACAUUGUCAUGUUGUAAAAAAAAUCCAAUUGGAUAUAUAACUGUUGGUUAUCGUGGUAGUUUUGCAUUUGGACGUGAUGGUUUGGCUGAUGUUAAAUUUCGUAAAUUAUCAAGAAUUUUAGUAUGCGGACGUGUUGCAUUAUGUCGUGAUGUAUUUGGUGAAACAUUAAAUGAAAGUCGUGAUCCAGAUCAUGGUAUAUCUGACAGAUAUACAUCAAGAUUUUUUUUAAAACACAGCAGUAUUGAACAGGCAUUUGAUAAUUUACAAGAACAAGGAUUUAAACUUGUUGCUAGUUGUGGAUCUGGUACUGCUGGUAAUGGCACUGAACAACUAAAACCUGGUGUUGAUUCUGAAGAAAAUCGAUGGAAUCAUUACAAUGAAUUUGUGUUUGUACGAGAAUAAGUACUUCAACUAAUUAACCAAAUAUAAUUCUUCUUCUUUUUUUGUGUUUUUGUAAUUUUUAAAUAGAACCAGGAAAAAAAAUUAAAAAUAAAAUAGAACACUUGAAUAAUAAUGCCAAUGAUAGACAUGCGCUUAUCGUAAUUAAAAAUAAAAAAAAAAUAAAAAUCAUAAUAAUGAUAAAUUCUUCCAUGAAAAAUUUCUAUAUUAAACUUGAUACUUAAUUGAAAAAAAAAAAAAAAAAAUUAUUAAACUCAAAGCUCUUCCGGUAAUGAAACUGAACAAAAAGAAAAUUAAAAAAAUGCUUAAAAUGGGAUCAUGCCACAAAAAUAAUAAUGAUAAAUGAAUAUUUGUUUUUAAAAUAUUUUGAAUUUUAUUAUUUAUCGAUUUAAAAAUAAUGAGAUAUAUAUAUUUGUGUGUUGUUUAACACGCAAUUUGGUCUAGUCCGACGAUUCGGCAAUCAUACAUUCAUUCCCAGAAUCAAUAAACGGGAACACACAUUAUUCCAAUGAAUAAAUUUGAACGGGUAUUAAAACAAAUAAUAAUUAUACUAUAUUAACAAAGAAAAAAAAAAAAAAAAAAGACGUAAUUUAUA
Aphidius gifuensis is the source of this 1682-nucleotide messenger RNA. RefSeq names its product BTB/POZ domain-containing protein KCTD16 (gene Ktl). Gene Ontology annotation, biological process: protein homooligomerization. NCBI's taxonomy places the organism in Eukaryota, Metazoa, Arthropoda, Insecta, Hymenoptera, Braconidae. The coding region runs from base 350 to 1090 and encodes 246 amino acids. The transcript has 2 exons. The record is from RefSeq and is a predicted model, not a curated record.